AUGGUCGCUGCGAAAGGCGAAAGCGCCCAAGCUCUCCUGAGCCACGCCGUCAAGUCGCAUAAUAUCACUGUAUCCGACAAGGAGCUUCGGCGUCUGUUGUCAGACCCCAAGCAUGGUCAUGCUUUCGCCGAAUGGGCGCUGGCCCAUCUGGGACCGUCCAAUUUGCUCACUGCGAAUGAACUAGAGUUGUAUCAUGCGUUGGACCAAAGCGGUGAUGUUGACAGUCUGUGCGCGAUACAUGACCUGGCUGAAGUACGGGCCAUCACCGAUGAUGACCUCGAGAGGGCCAUUAUGGAACUAAAAUCCUCGACUGAGGCUAUCGUUCAGCAGACAGAGACUAUGAAGCAGCAAAAAGAAGCGAUGGCUCGUCUCAUGCAGAGGACGGCAGAAAGCGAGGCGCGUCGGCGCGACUUUGAGUUCUCGAGACAAAGACGUAUAGAAGCCGAGCGCAAGCACAUCGCAGCAGAGGUUGAAGAUCUAUCGCAGAGCCUUGGAUAUCGGAUCUCAGAUCUGGAGCAACAAGGCGACGAUUCCGGAAAGACCAUUAGCCACAUUCUCAAGGACUUGCUAGCCUCGGAUGACAAACUAUUGAGAAGCUUGCAAAAACUUGGCCGGGAGCUCAAGCAGCAAGAUCCCAAAGAGGAUCAUAAAAGUGAUAAGCUGCGCGACAUUUGCAUGCGAUACAUCAAGAAUACCGUCGAAACGUUGCGAACAAGGCUGGACAGGAUAUACCUUGACAAGUUGAACGAGCGUGACCAUGGAGGGCAAUCAAACGUCGUUUCCAGCACAGAGGUGGAAGCUUUGCGCGAGGAGGUAGAAUCACUGUACUCAGAGAUCCUGCCUGUGGCGCAGAUGUCUGUGGAGCAGCAGUAUCUAGAGCCUACUUUGCAGCUCAUGUCCUCGCGAGGAGGACAAUCACUGGGCCGAUCGGCCUCAGCUGUGUCCUAUGUACACGACUGCCUUGAUUACCUCUUGGGGCGCACAGACCUACUCUGUGGCCGACUUGAAGAGCUCGUUUCACAUCAAACUGCCACGGCGUCACUUCUUGCGACGGCAAAGGAAGAGUUAUCGACGUCGACGGAGCCACCCCGUCGAAUGACGCCGGAACAGCCCGCCGUGUCACCUGUUCGACCCAGAGCAUAUACCACCAAAGGAGGCGGGCGGAGGCGGUCUUCUGCCGUAAUUGAGGAGCCACCAAUUGAUACGCUGCUUCAGACACUGGCGCUCUACAUUGACGAUGACACAAGUCACCAAGAACAAAUCCAGUCACUCUCAAAGGCGUUGGCCGACCGCUCGGCAAAAGCAAGCGACGUCGCGCACAGUACCCACGAGAGCUUUGAAGCGACGGCCACGAAGUAUCUGGAUGACCUUCAGCGUGCUGUUCAGAUCGUUGAGGAUGGCGUGUUUGCUGAGACAUCAUUUGGCAAUGUCAAGCUGAUGGAUCCUGAAAUGGAAGAGUCCAUCGCCUUCUUGUCAAGCGAGACACAACAGAUCAAAUCCAGGCUUGAUCAGUGCAACACAAAGAAGGGAGACGGGAAAAGCGAGAAAAAGGAAGACAUGGUGCGACGAUGGGGUUAA
Emericellopsis cladophorae is the source of this 1578-nucleotide messenger RNA. RefSeq lists its product as uncharacterized. The coding region runs from base 1 to 1578 and encodes 525 amino acids. The transcript has 4 exons. Lineage: Eukaryota; Fungi; Ascomycota; Sordariomycetes; Hypocreales; Bionectriaceae. The record is from RefSeq and is a predicted model, not a curated record.